AUGAAUGAGAAUGAAUGUUUAAAUGACUUUUCAUCUAGAAUUGUUGAAGUUGGUAAUAAUAUGAUGAUGUGUGGUGAGAAGAUGGAAGAAAUAAGAAUUUGGGAAAAGAUUUUGAUAUGCUUGCCGGAAAAAUUUGAACCCACUGUGGCGGUUUUGGAAGAGACUAAAGAUUUCUCAACAUUAAAGUCACAAGAGUUAUGGGAUUCCUUGAAGGUGUAUGAGCAAAGGUUGUUAAGACACUCCGAAAAGUCAAUUGUGAGUGCAUUUCAAUCAAAAUUCAACUUGGAUUCAAAAAAUUCAGUAACAAAGAAAAAUGAGUACAAGGGUGAAUCAACAUCAAACUUCAAAGGAAAAGAAAAAUGGAAUAAAGGAGGAGCUAAUUCCAACAACUAUACAAAGAGUGAUUCGUCUCAAGUACCAAGAUGCAAUUUUUGCAAGAAGAAUGGUCACUUGGAGAAGAAUUAUUAG
This is a messenger RNA of Papaver somniferum (opium poppy), 468 nucleotides long. RefSeq lists its product as uncharacterized. NCBI's taxonomy places the organism in Eukaryota, Viridiplantae, Streptophyta, Magnoliopsida, Ranunculales, Papaveraceae. The coding region runs from base 1 to 468 and encodes 155 amino acids. The record is from RefSeq and is a predicted model, not a curated record. The transcript has a single exon.